AUGAUAAACAAUGGACGAGAAAAAAUUGAUAUCAAGCAAAUGAGGUUUUGGAAGUGUAGGCAUUGUUCAAGAAUGUGUCAUAGUUUAGCACAUAGAAAAAGACACAACAGAUGCUUACAUUCUGGGAAAAGACCAUACGGAUGUCCUGCUUGUAUUGCUAAAAGGUUCAAGAGAGAUGAUCGUCUUGUUAAACAUCUGAAAACUGUGCAUUACUUAACAGCUGAGCAAGUGGUGGCUUCAUAUAUAAAAAAGAAUGAUAAAGGGAAAAAGCACAAAAAGAACAAAAAGGAUAAAAAGACAGAAAAGAUAAAAAGCUUUAUACAAACAUAA
This is a messenger RNA of Maudiozyma barnettii, 330 nucleotides long. RefSeq lists its product as uncharacterized. The transcript has a single exon. The record is from RefSeq and is a predicted model, not a curated record. The coding region runs from base 1 to 330 and encodes 109 amino acids. Lineage: Eukaryota; Fungi; Ascomycota; Saccharomycetes; Saccharomycetales; Saccharomycetaceae.